UUUUUACAUGGAAGGUGGUUGUUGUCACACAGGCCAGGGCACAGGCUUGCAUAAUCUUAAAUUUUGUGGCAUGCUGUGUAGCUGAGUUCAAUGGAGACACUGAGGCGAGCGGUGCAAACUGUACCGUUGAAACACCCGUCUCUCCGUUGUUGCCGGUUUAACUCUUCAGCCAAGAGAAAUGACCGACCCAUCAUCGGUGUCAUGGCUCAGGAAGCUGCUUUUCCUAAACCCAACCGGACGUCUUAUAUUUAUGCCAAUCAUGUGAAAUUGCUGGAGUCGGCGGGAGCCCGAGUCGCCCCAGUCAAGAUAAACCAGACUGUGGAGGAGUACGAGAGACUGUUCAACUGCAUUAACGGGGUCCUCUUCCCCGGCGACCCCGUUUGCCCCAUCUCGUCUGCUUACGCAAGGUCCGCAAAAAUCUUUUAUGAGCUUGCUAUUGAGGCAAACAGGAAACAUGACUAUUUCCCAGUGUAUGGCAUCUGUCUGGGAUUGCAGAUACUGUGUGACUUGACAAGCGGAAACGACUUAUUCACAGUGACGGAGACAAAGGGUGUGUUGCUGCCUCUCAACCUCACUAAAGAUGCCAAAGGCAGCCGGAUGUUCAGUGGCUUCCCAGAUGAACUCAUGAAAGAUCUGGCCUCUGAGCCGCUGUCACAACACGCGCACAAGUGGAGUCUGGUGUUAUCUAGUUACAACUCCAAUGAGAAAUUGAAGAAGUUCUACAAAAUUCUCACCACGAGUACGGACGGGAAAGUUGAGUUUGUGUCCACGCUGGAAGCGUACGAUCACCCAAUCUAUGCCACUCAGUGGCACCCGGAGAAAAGUGCGUUUGAUGGCACAGAGCCUCACAGUCCACACUUUCCCUCAGCGGUCAUGACCACGUACUACAUCGCAGAGUUCUUCGUUGAAGAAGCCCGGAAGAACUUCCACAGAUUUGAAUCAGAGGAGGAGGAGAGGAAGGCGCUGAUAUACAACUACUCUCCUGUUUACACCGGGCCAGCGUCUGGCUUUAAGCAACUCUAUUAUUUUUUCUGAUAUACUAAAACAUCAUAAGAUACUUUAUUUAUUCCUCGUCGGGGGGGAAAUUCACUUGAAAUUAGACAACACAAAACAAGCAAGGGAUUAAAUUAAGGU
This is a messenger RNA of Solea solea (common sole), 1134 nucleotides long. RefSeq names its product gamma-glutamyl hydrolase-like. Gene Ontology annotation, biological process: tetrahydrofolylpolyglutamate metabolic process. Gene Ontology annotation, cellular component: vacuole. NCBI's taxonomy places the organism in Eukaryota, Metazoa, Chordata, Actinopteri, Pleuronectiformes, Soleidae. The record is from RefSeq and is a predicted model, not a curated record. The transcript has 10 exons. Gene Ontology annotation, molecular function: gamma-glutamyl-peptidase activity. Bases 91 to 1035 code for a protein of 314 amino acids.